Molecule: messenger RNA, 1160 nt
Organism: Cloeon dipterum
Lineage: Eukaryota; Metazoa; Arthropoda; Insecta; Ephemeroptera; Baetidae
Product: intraflagellar transport protein 27 homolog
Exons: 5
Coding region: 275-814 (179 amino acids)
Biological process (GO): vesicle-mediated transport
Molecular function (GO): GTPase activity; GTP binding
Source: RefSeq, a predicted model, not a curated record
GAAAACGUUUUCAGAACAGGAAUCGGGAAGACACUGUAGGAAUUUAUAUUAAAUGCUGAAAAUAGAAGACCAUUAUGUGUUUGAAAUAAUCAUUAAAUCCGGAAGUCUUCUUUGAAAAAAUUGUUGCCGGACUGCUUGGGUCUGUUUUUCAAACGGUACACAUUCCUUCAAGCGCGCGCUGUUCAUGAAAAAUAUCACAAUUUAUCUGCAUGCAAAAUUCUCUUGAGGUUUAUCCACUUUGUUGAAACAUUAUCUCCGUGUUUGCUUGCUAAUCAUGAUUGAUAUCAGGUCAUUUAACUGCUUCAUAAUGGGAGACCCCUUAACUGGAAAAACUGCUGUCUCCCAAAUGUUCAUGAGCGAUGGUGGCAAAUUUCCUAAGACUUACAGUUUGACCUUCAGUAUAGACAUCUCUUCGAAAAUAUUUUCUAUCCCUGGCGAAAAUGCUGACAGUAAAGUACAAUUUGUAAUAUAUGACACUUCUGGACAUGAUAUUUAUACCGAUGUCGUCAAGAAAUGCAUUAAGAAUUGCGAUGUAUUGCUUCUUGUAUACGAUGUGACCUCAGAAUCAUCAUUUGAAAACUUGAAAGAGUGGAUUCAACUCUUCUCUGAAACAAAUGCUGCUGUUUCCAAACCUAUUUUCUUAUUUGGGAACAAAACUGACUUACACAACAGGAGAACUGUUUACACAGAUAACAGUUCAAAAGAUGAAAUUAUGAAAAAAUUCGGAAUUUCAAGCGCUGUUGAAGGAUCUGCAAAAAACUAUGAAGGUGUUCAUGAAGUUUUCACAGCCAUGGCGCAGUAUUUACUCGAGUAGUACUGCAGAAUCAUUCAAACUUCAGCUAUUUUUGUCUUAAAAAUGUAGUGUUUUAUUACUUCACUUUAAUUCAAGUUAAUUUGCCUCUUACAAUAAAAUAAUUGAAGUCAAAUGCGACGCGUUGAAUCAUUUCGUUUGAUGUUAAUUUACAUCUUAAUACCAUAAAUAAUAAUAAAUACAGCAUUUAGCAUCGUAAUCAACAGCAAGAGCAGUUUUAAAAAUUUCUGGAAAACAUAAAAAUGUGCAAAAAAAUUAAUCCUCACAAAAGCUUCAUAAAAUGCCAGACGAAACCAAGUUGAAGAAUUUUACUUAUUAUCACUAGAUAUUAAUUAGGAAGCAAAAAGAC